UGUGCUGCGUGCGAAGGAGAGAGAGGGGAAAAACGGCUCUUAGCAAAGCAACAAAAGGAAGAGCAAUGGCGACACUGGAUCGCCAAAUACCAAGCCUGGAUACCUUUCUUUGCGAGCCUUGGUCUUCCUUCAUUAAUGCGGCUAAAUUACGUUUUGUUGACAACGCAGACUCGUCCUUGAAUAACAGCGAUAAAGAGCUUUACUGCCUGGGUGAAGCUGUGAAGCUCAGCGAAGAAGAUAUGCUUCACUGCCAGUUUCCAGCACUGGAGGAUUUUUGCCUGGUUGUCUGCCAUGUCUGCAAUAAGGUGGUCACUCCUCAGGGCAUCUUUACACACUAUGGUAGCGGUGGUGUAGUUUCCCUGUGAGACAGACAGAGACAGACAGACAGUCCUGGAUCACACUCCCACAUCCCCUACCCUCCUUGCUCCCACAAAGACAUGCAUAGCAAGAACCAAAAGCGCCACAGCUCCCCCGUCCCCUCCAGGAGCCCCCUGGUCCCCAUGAAGCCCAAAGCACCUGCUGUGGCCCCCGCUGUGGCUCCCAGUCCUGGGGACACGCUGGCCUUUAGGGUCCCUAAAGAUUACCCUCACUCCCGCUUCAGCAAGGCACCACUUGCUGUCUAUCCACCAAAGGGGGCACGUAACAAGACAUGUGUAUCUCUUCCAGUCGUAAGCCUGGAGAAGAUGCCCUGCCUUAGCCGAGCUGACUCGGCGUCACAUGUGCACCUCGCCUACUCUUCCUCCCCAUCGUCUCUCAAACCACAUUCUCUCACAUCCCCAGCCUCCCAGCGCUCCAGCGAAAAGCUCAUGAACGGGCAUGGCACCAGCGGGCCGUCCACACCACGCUCUACCACACCUCCAUCCUCUCUGGACAAGCGGCCCAGUCCGGCGCGCUGUCCACUAGACAGACGGCUGUCUUCUACGUCUUCACCUUCCCCCUUACCUUCGCCUUCUCACCGAUCUGGUGUUCUUCCUCCAUCAUCAUCAUUGCCAUUGGAGAAGAAGCGCCAGAAUGGGACUAAGACUUCCUCCAGGUCACACAAAAGACUCUCAGGGAGAGUGUUUGAUCCUAACAAGCACUGUGGAGUUCAGGACCCUGAGACUAAACAACCCUGCACGCGGUCUCUCACCUGCAAGGCUCACUCCCUAACCCACAGACGAGCUGUUCCUGGUCGAAGGAAACAUUUUGACAUCCUCCUGGCCGAACACAAGGGCCAGGCAAAGGAGAAGGAAGGAGCCAAGGAGAAGGAGAGAGACAGGGGUGGAGUGCAGGGAGGGAAGGAAGGCUGCAGCCAGAGCAUCACAAUGCACAAGAGUCCCAGCAAGUCUCAUUGCCCUAAUGGACGACCCCUGUCCAUGCUGAAGCUAAGGCUGGCAAAUGCGCACAUACCCAGGGUCCCUGGCAGUUCUACCACCUCCACCUCAAGUCCUUUGCCUCCAGCACCUGUCCCUGCCACACCCCCUAACCCAGAGUCAUCCCCUCACAGUUGGGUGAUGGCAGUGGGAGACAGUGGCCAGCUUUCCAGUGACGAGGGAGACGCAGAGACUCCAGAGGACACUGACAGACCUGCCAUACACUACUCCAGUCACCACCCACAGCCUUUAGGGUUUUGCAUAUUUAACAGCAGGCUUAUGGGACGGGGCCACUAUGUAUUUGACAGACGAUGGGACAGGAUGAGGCUGGCGCUUCAGAGUAUGGUGGAGAAACAUCUUAAUGCACAGAUGUGGAGGAAGGUGCCUCUGGCUGCUGAGAGCAUCCUCUCCCUCUCCUCCUCUGGUACCUCCCCUAUCACCUCACAAGAGACUCCCUCUCCCACCUUGUCAACCUCUCCUCUCCUUUCCUCCCCCUCCAACUUGCUUUCCUACAGUGCCACGUUCCCUCAAUCUGCAUCCACAGCUGGGGUGUUCAGCAUCAGAGAUCCCCCGCAGCCUCUCAUCCCUGUUUCCACACCGGGUAAAGCCCGUAAUGGCACGCAUAAAGCCAGCUGCCCAUCCAAAGACAUUCAGGACUCUGUAGUGGGAUCAAAAAAGAGAAAAAACUCUUCCUACUCUUCCUCGUCUCUUUCCUCUUCUUCUUUGUCUUCUUCCUUGUUUCCGAUUGUGGAUAAUCACAAGAGGAACGGCAGCAGCUACCAUCCAGCAUUACAAGAUUCAGGUGGGACCGCUGCCCCCCCAGCCAGGAAGAGGGGACUUGGGUGCGGGGGAAGCGGGCUUUGGCACAGCAGAGAUGACUGGCUAUCUAGAUCUGAUGGAUCUCAAAGCCACAACUCACAGAAAAGUAAUGAUUUUGGCACCACAAGUAGACCCUACUCACCCAGCAGAGAGCUGGCUUCAGCCCCCUAUCAGCCCCUGGCUCCUCCCUCCGGGCCCCUGGCUUAUGGGGGAGGAGCAGAGGGGAGGAAGAGGAGGAGCCCCAGUUCCUAUAGAGGGAAGGCCAGCAAGCUGAACAGGCCAGAAGGGUUGGAGAGCCUCUGUGGCAAAGGGAGCAGCAGCAGCAGCAGCAGCAGGGGAAUUCUGUCUUCAGGGCCGGAGUCCCAGCGACAGAGUGGCGGUCAGAUGGAGAUAGAGGAAGGCCAGCUCCAGUCAGACACCCAGCCAUCACCACAGGUGCAACUCCGAGGAGACCAGUCAUCUGAUCAAGGCCAACUCCAGACUGCUGCUUCAGCUGAGCCGCUGUUGAACUGGGACCAGAAGGAAAUUCCAAUGAAUGUCCAGGACAAGGGAGAACCUGCUGCCCAGGCCCAGCCGCAGGCCAAACUUCUGUGGAAGCCCAUUCCCCCUCUGCUGCCCAACCCUGAGCCCCACAGGAGCACUACCACUGAGACCAGGGACCAGAGCUGCCAGACUGAUGAGCAGUGUCAUCAGACUAGCCCUGGGAGCCGUGUUCAUAACACAGGUCUCUGUGUGGAACCUGGAGACCCUCCUCUGUUCCAGCAGCCUCUGCAGACCUCCAAAUCUGGAAUUCAGCAGAUAAUUGAAUGCUUCCGUUCAGGUACCAGCCAGCUGAAACACAUGCUGCUGAGGGAGGUGGACACCAUCUUUGAGUGUAAAAUGUGUCGCAGUCUGUUCAGAGGCCUGCCCAACCUCAUCACACAUAAAGAGUACUACUGCCUAUCGCAGCUGCCUGAAUCCGACGGUUCGUCAGGUGAUGAUAGACAGAGUGUAGCCAUGAAGGAUUUAUUGGACGCCAUAUACCCCAGAGCUGACCGACCAGACUAUGUGGUCCGACUGGAGCCCAUUCAGACAACCACCAAAGCUGUGUUCCAGUACCUCACCACAGAGGAGGAGAUGGCUAGAUAUCCAUCACACACACCCAGUGCCAGAGAGAGUCCGGUAGCUUGGGAAGGAGAACCAGUGGAGAGUGUGGACAACAAACAGGCAAGCCAGCCAGGUGGGCCAGAGAGCCACAGCAGCCCAGGACACAACCAGGGACAGAGGAGAUGGGAGGCCGAGGAGGAAGCUAAAGAGGACCAGCCACAGCCUGAGGAUGAGGGGUCCACCAGUGGGGUUGAAGAUGUGACAAUCUCUUGUUGUCUGUGCGGUCAGGACUUUAACUCGCGCCGCAGCAUCAGGCGUCACUGCCGCAAAAUGCACCAGACCAAACUUGAUGAGCUCCGAAAGUUCACAGAGACGCGAACAGUUCCCACAAGUCUGCUCUCAAUGGUGAAAGGUCGGCCAAGGACUCUGAGCACACCUACUGGAAAAUCCUGCCCAGUGUGCCUCAAAACCUUUGCUACCAAAGCCAACGUGCGCCGUCACUUUGAUGAAGUGCAUCGUGGUUUGCGAAGGGACACAGUCACACCUAGCAUCGCCUCGCGGCCUGGCCAGCCAUUUUCUCUGGAGGUCACACCCCCUAGGAAGAGCAACAAUGUCUCUCCAACACGUAGCCACAACUCCAAGUCCACCCCUGCAAACGCUAAAACAAUGCCUUCAAACCAAAACCAGUCCAAACCUCAGAGUUCUCUCCCAGCCUCUUCACAGGUGAACCCAGCCUCCUGUCGCUGCACGCUGUGCAAGAGAAACUACAGCUCUCAGAUCAUGUUGAAGAGACACAUGCGUAUUGUCCACAAAAUAUACAGCCUCAAAAGUAACAGGUCUGGCACCACGUCGGCCUCUGCUACUAGAGCAGCCACUCCUAACAGUGGCAGCACAAACUUAGGCUCAAGCAGCAGUAUCCGAGUGAAAGAGGAAGCAGUCGAGCCUUCAGAUGAAGAUGAUGAUGAGGACAUGGACAGUAGUCCAGCCCCAUCUCCGAGUGGCAACACUGUGACAUCUAAAGGUGUUUCUGUUAUACACAACCCCAUGAAGGUGAAAGAGGAGGAAGCCCCCUCAAGUCCAAAGUUGGUGUCAUCCUCAUCUGCAACAUCUUUACGUGGGAGCAACAUGUGCAGCAGAGGUGUGUCUGUCAAAAUGACAAAACUGUCGGUGGGUUUUGACUUCAAGCAGCUCUUCUGCAAACUGUGCAAGCGACAGUUCAGCUCACGUCAGAACUUAACAAAACACAUUGAGCUGCACACAGAUGGCAACGACAUCUUCAUUAAGUUCUACCGCUGCCCCCUCUGUCGCUACGAGUCACGUCGCAAACGUGAUGUCUUGCGUCAUGUAACUGUAGUCCACAAGAAGUCAUCUGCAUACCUAGCCAAGAUCAUGCCCAAACUGGAGAGCAGGGCAGUGAAGAGGCUGGCCGAGGUGGUCCUCAACAGCACCCAUCCUAACAAGAGGACAAGCAGCACCAUCAAAGAGGAGGUGAAUGGACGUCACACUUCUUCAUCGUCCUCUGCUUCACUUCCUGUCACUCGCAAGCAAGACUGCACCACAGCUGGCCCCACCUCUUCUUCUGCCUCCUCUUCCUCUGCUCUGCCUCCUGCCCCCGUCACUAGGAAACAGCAGGACCUCUCAUCGCCAGUCUUCACCCCCUCCCCUCCUGUCACCCGUAAACAGGAGAGACAGCAGAGCCACCAGUACCGCUCUGUCAGCCCCCCACUGACCCGGCGUAGCGAAAAACACACACACCAACGCAACUCCUCCUCCACCACCUCGCCCAGCAACCAGCCACCACACACCCGACGGCACGACUCCCAGUCAGAGAGCAGCAGCACAGGGUUGUCCUCCACUGAGGUCAGGGUGACCAAGAAUUUCUCCCUGCACGCCUGUGACCAGUGUGGCCGGGCCUUUGCCAAGAAGCUGUACCUGGAGACUCAUAAGCGAAGUCAUCGUAACGCAGUUACGGCAGCAGCCAGCAGGAGGAAAGGCGUCAGCACCCGCUCCAAAUCCCUGGUCUGGUGAAAGACACAGCUCUACCAGCGGUAUUGAUCAAGUAAGCCACUAACCUUGAAGAAGUGAAUCGUAACUUCCAACUGGGAAAACAAUGGAUGAAUGGAGCACAGAGCAGAGAUGAAGGAAACAAACAAAAGGAACUGUGGAGGAGUGAAGUAUAAAGGAUUUUUCCCCUUUUGCUUAAGAACCAAAUAUAUUGUUGGAAUCUGACAUUUGUUUAAAGUAUUUGACUAUGAAGCCAGCCAGCUUGCUAGGUGGCGGCACUGCUAUCCUGCUAUCUCACUACUGCUGUAUGUAUUCACUUACUACAGGAUGUAAACAUAGAUCUAUAUGCAGGUGACAGAUUGUACUGCAUUGCUCUCUGUAAACCACUUUUACCAAAAGGUAGACGGUUCAGUAUAAUAUGGAAGAGGGUGUGUGUGUGUGUGUGUGUGUGUGGGUGUGUGUAAGAAGGAGGGAGUCAGAACUGGAUUGUGACCCUCACUUGAAGCAGGGUUUUUUUUUUUGGUUUUGUUUCAGGAGAAAGUAGAAUAGACUUUGAGCCUUGCAGACACACAAAGAUACACAGAACCUACUUGAGUCCUUGGCUGUUAGCAUUUCAAAUCAGUUAAUUUUCAGAUUCUCUCUGCAUUCACACCUUAUAUCAAUUAGUGCAUUGCGGGUGCUAACAGUUUCAUAUAUUCAAGACCACUUGGUAAGUGUUACAGCAGAUCAACAGAAAAUACAUUUUCAUCCCCUUUAUUUCCCUGACAAUAUGAGGACUGUCAUGUCAUGCCAAAUCUUCAGUUUUUUAGUAAUAUUCUUCAUGCUGAUAGCCUGUAGUCUUAUUUGGUAACCUGUUGUAGCUACUUUGCAGUGACCAACAGCAGGCUCUAUAGCUCAAGUCUUAGAUGAUUAAAUUCUCAUAUAAUACAGGGUAUGGUCUAAAUUAGAGAGAGCAGAGUGUGUUCGCAGUUUUCUCUGAGAAUUGUGUGUGCUUUUUCUAAUUCUGUCCAUUUCUACUGGUCAUAUGUGUUUCCUUUACCUUCAGCAUACCCUUUUUACCUUCAUACAGUAUAUUAUAGAGCCAUCAGACUAUAUGAAGCGAGUCUUCAGCAGGGCAUCAGUCUAUGAACUGACAGUUAUGUUCUGAAAGGAAGCUGCUGUAGAAAAAGUGACACUUUUGCUCAAAAAAUAAUGAAAUUCCACAAAAUAGGGCUCCACAUACAGUGAGUAAUAAUGUGUGUUUGGAUGUAUAGUUUUGCUUUGCAUACAGGUCACUUUUGUUGUUUAGACAUUAUAAAUUAUUCACUGGAAGACUAUUUUCUGACCACUGACACCUUAGUGAUAUUUUUCAUAUAUAGUGUUACUGUACUGUACAUUCCACCUAUGGAUGAAAUGCUUUUGGACACUUUUUGGCCAGUCAGUCCUACAACCCAAACUGGCAACAGUGCUGCAUCACAGCAGUGGGGGAACCAAUGUAUUUUUUUUCAAAGCAGAUGUGGCCACCUCAGCUUUAGUGCCCAAGCAGCCUCUGCAGCAACAUGUGGAACAGGUCUGAAUUGACAGCAGCUGUUUGGGAAUCUAUAUAAGGCCAAAACAUGCCAUGUUAAGCUGAACAGGUCACAUCCCCAGAAUUAAAUGUUUACAUUAUACUUUUUGUU
Monopterus albus (swamp eel) is the source of this 6919-nucleotide messenger RNA. RefSeq lists its product as uncharacterized. NCBI's taxonomy places the organism in Eukaryota, Metazoa, Chordata, Actinopteri, Synbranchiformes, Synbranchidae. Bases 438 to 5285 code for a protein of 1615 amino acids. The transcript is spliced from 22 exons. The record is from RefSeq and is a predicted model, not a curated record.